AUGAAGAUGUUAUUCCUUUUGAUGUUCCUGAUGCACAAGGUAGUUACUCUGAGAUGCCCUUCAAGUGAAGCUUUCCCUGUUCCACAUGAGUGGUUCCAGCCUGGUGAUCUUGUCAUUGGUGGGAUGGUGUCUCACAUUUUUUACCACUUUUAUGAAAUUGAAUUUAAGGAACACCCUUCUCUAAAACCUUAUGACUUACCUCUUGUAAUAACCAAAUUUUAUCAGCAUGUCCUUGCCGUGGCCUUUGCUGUGAAGGAGAUCAAUGAAGACUCCCAGAUUUUACCUAACAUCACCCUUGGGUUCCAUAUCUAUGAUAGUUACUACAACCCAAGGUUGACCUAUCGUACCACUCUGGACCUGCUUUUCAAAUCCCAGGAAUUUGUCCCUAACUACAAAUGUGAUAACCAGAAGAAUCUCAUGGCUGUCAUUGGAGGACUAGGUGCUCCUACUUCAUCCUUUAUGUCAGAAAGCAUAAACCUCUUCAAGAUUCCACAGAGUCUUGUGGAUAGUCUUUCAUGCAUUCUCUACCUGGGGCAGAGAACAGCAGAAGAUCAGAAAGCAAGUGUUUUUCUUGUCUAUGGAGAAUCAUUCACAAUAGUGUGGCUCAGAACUGUUGUGGUUCUUCAUGAUCCUGAAAAUAAAGAAAGUGGAUUAUUUAGGAAAGUUUGGAUCCUGAUGAAUCCAAUUGAUUUCAUACUGACAGGAUUUCAAAGGAACUGGGAUCUCCAGUUGUUCCAUGGAGCUCUUUCCUUUACAGUGCAUUCAAGAGAAGUUAAAGGCUUUAAAGAAUUUCUUCAAGUCAUCAAACCUUCAACCCACAAGGAUGGAUUUCUUCAAGAUGUUUGGCAACAAUUGUUUGACUGUAUAUUUUCAAAGGCAGAUUUACCUUCAAUAUUUAGUGGAACCUGUAGGGGGGAAGAGAAUUUGGAGAAUCUGCCUGCACCUCUGUUUGAGUUGAAGAUGACUGGCCAAAGCUACAGUAUCUACAAUGCUGUUUAUGCAGUGGCACAUUCUUUGCAUGAGGCAAUGAGACCAAAAUCCCAACUGAGAGAAUAUCAAAGGAUUGAAAUUCCAAAUCUGCAGCCUUGGCAGGUUUUGCCUGUUUCUCUGUGUAAUGAUCCUUGUUCCCCGGGUUACUGGAAGAAAAGUGCUGAAGGGAGAGUGUUCUGUUGUUAUGAUUGUGUUCCAUGUUCAGAGGGGAAGAUUUCAAAUCAAACUGAUAUGGAUGACUGUUUUGAAUGUUCACAAGAUCAUUAUCCAAAUAAAGAAAAGAAAGGAUGUAUCCUGAAAUCGGUAGUCUUUCUAACUUUUGAAGAAACCUUGGGACAUUGUUUAGCCUCAGUGGCUUUUUGUUUCUUCUUCUUGACCACUUGGGCACUUGGAAUUUUUAUUAAGUACAGAGAGACUCCUAUUGUCAAAGUCAACAACCGGUUUCUCACCUACAUCCUACUUGUCUCUCUUCUGCUCUGUUUUCUCUCCUCUUUGUUCUUUCUCAGCCAGCCUGGCAAAGUGACCUGCCUUCUCAGACAAUCAAUGUUUGGCAUCACUUUUUCAAUGGCCAUUUCUAGUGUUCUGGCCAAAACCAUCACUGUAGUUGUUGCUUUCAUGGCCACUAAACCGGGAUCUCAGAUGAUGAGAUGGGUGGGGAAAAGAUUAGCUUUUUGCACUGUCCUUUCCUGUUCUCUUUUCCAAGUGUGUAUUUGUAUCCUUUGGUUGUUGAUAUCUCCCCCAUUCCCUGAGUUGGAUAUGCAUUCAGAGCUUCAAGAAAUGAUUUUACAGUGCAAUGAGGGAUCAGCUUUCUUUUUCUUCUGUGUCUUGGGCUACAUGGGUAUCUUGGCCAUUGCCAGCUUUAUUGUGGCUUUUCUUGCCCGUAAAUUACCUGACAGUUUUAACGAAGCCAAGUUCAUCACCUUCAGCAUGUUGGCCUUUUGCAGUGUGUGGGUCUCCUUCUUUCCAGCCUAUCUGAGCACAAAAGGCAAAGCCAUGGUAGCUGUGGAGGUCUUCUCCAUCUUGUCCUCCAGCGCUGCAUUACUGGGAUGCAUAUUCUUGCCAAAGUGCUACAUCAUUGUUUUCUGGCCUGAGCUAAACCACAGAAAGCAACUCAUGAAGAGGAAUUAUUAG
Crotalus tigris (Tiger rattlesnake) is the source of this 2121-nucleotide messenger RNA. Its product is annotated as vomeronasal type-2 receptor 26-like. Gene Ontology annotation, cellular component: membrane. Gene Ontology annotation, biological process: G protein-coupled receptor signaling pathway. NCBI's taxonomy places the organism in Eukaryota, Metazoa, Chordata, Lepidosauria, Squamata, Viperidae. The transcript has 6 exons. Gene Ontology annotation, molecular function: G protein-coupled receptor activity. Bases 1 to 2121 code for a protein of 706 amino acids. The record is from RefSeq and is a predicted model, not a curated record.